Molecule: messenger RNA, 909 nt
Organism: Hyla sarda
Lineage: Eukaryota; Metazoa; Chordata; Amphibia; Anura; Hylidae
Product: olfactory receptor 6M1-like
Exons: 1
Coding region: 1-909 (302 amino acids)
Biological process (GO): G protein-coupled receptor signaling pathway
Cellular component (GO): membrane
Molecular function (GO): olfactory receptor activity; G protein-coupled receptor activity
Source: RefSeq, a predicted model, not a curated record
AUGGCGCCACGUUUAAAAAUAUUGUUGUUCCUUUUAAUAUUAUUAUGUUAUACCAUCACAGUGAUGGGUAACUUCAUCAUUUUAUUUUUGGUCUUCUCUGAUACAAGACUUCACUUCCCCAUGUAUUAUUUCUUGAGUAAUUUAGCUGUCAUGGACAUCUGCUUUAUCAGUACUGUGGUGCCAGGCAUGCUGAAAGGAUUUCUUAACCAAGGAGUUCCUAUUUCUUUAGAAUUGUGCCUCAUGCAAUCUUAUAUUUACUUUUUAGUUGGGAUGGCAGAAUUCCUGCUUUUUGCAGUAAUGUCCUUUGACCGAUACUUAGCUAUCUGCAAGCCAUUGCAUUACACUAUUAUUAUGCACAGACUUACCUAUUGUCAGCUCAUAGCUGGAGUGUGGCUUGGAGCAUUUUUCACAACACUCUUGCCUACUGUUUUUAUAAUGAAAUUACAGUUUUGCAUUAAUGUAGUUGACAAUUUCUUCUGUGACUUAAGUCCUCUUCUUAGAAAUUCUUGCACAGAUACCAGCAAGAUUGAACUGAUAUCAAUUUUAAGUGCAAGCCCAUUAUGUAUUUCCGUAGUUGUGACACUCAUCUCUUAUCUAAAGAUAAUUCUAGAAGUAAUAAAAAUUGAUUCAGCUGAUGGAAGAGGAAAGGCUUUGUCCACUUGUUCUUCACAUGCUAUUGUAGUGACUCUAAUCUACAGCAGCUGCAUAUUUUUGUAUGUAAAACCAGCAAAAGGUCAGGGUGCUAGUUUGAAUAAAGGAGUUGCCAUUAUGAAUACUGUGGUGGUUCCUUUGCUCAACCCAUUUAUCUAUACAUUAAGAAAUCAGACUGUUAGGAGAUCAUUUUCCGAUAAAGUAUUAAACAUAUUCUUUAAAAAAGAAGCAAACUUUCCAGGGGUUAUAUCCGUGUAA